Molecule: messenger RNA, 1917 nt
Organism: Salvia miltiorrhiza (redroot sage)
Lineage: Eukaryota; Viridiplantae; Streptophyta; Magnoliopsida; Lamiales; Lamiaceae
Exons: 2
Coding region: 305-1585 (426 amino acids)
Source: RefSeq, a predicted model, not a curated record
UUAGUGCUCGUUUGGUUCAAGUAGAGGAAUGGAAAGGGAAUGGAAUCAAAUAAAGGAGUGGAAUGGUAACAAUAACCAUUACUUUUAUUGAGUGUUUGGUUUAAUAAUGGAAAUGAAUCAUUAGUAAGGGAAUCCCUUUCUUUUGUUUCCCUUCUAUUUUGAGGGGUAACAAAUUGGGUGAUUGUGUUACCCUUAAAUAAGGGUAAUGAUUAUCUCAUUACCCAAACCAAACAACAAGUAAUGGAUUCAAUUACUUGAUUCCCUUUCCAACAUCUAAAAACACCCAACCAAACGUGGGCUUAGUAUGAAUAGCCGCCGACUAUCAAUUUCUUCAGGAAAAAGCAGUCACGAGUCAUCGAAAUGUGGAAAGCUGGGCUUGUUGUUGCGUAUGGGUGGUGAUUUGGGUAUUUUCAUCAUCGAUUUGUCCGAUACGUAUACGGAUGAUGAAUUUGUCAUAUUCGAGGAAGAAAAGUUUGUUGUGGCGCGGCCUAAUAUACGAAUUCCUUGCAGAGAAUUGUAUGGCGCCCGAUUCUGUGUAAUUGGAUCUAGUCUUUACAUCUUGUGCGUUUGCGAACAGUCAAUGAAUCGAGGCCACCCAUUGAAGGUAUACAGCGUUGACCUAUCACCAACGCUUUUGAAGCCGCCGCUUUCGGAAAUCAUAUUGGAAAAGGAUGUGCUUAAGGAAGAACCUGCACGGCUUAGCCCCAAACAAUUCCCUGCAGUUGUUCCUUACGGUAAACGCGUUGUGUUAUUUUCUACUCUUAUUAGCUUUUGUGAUUGGGAUGUCGAAGGUGUAGGUAGGGCAAUUGAUUUUGAGGUUUACAAUCCCACUAAUGGUGAUUCUAUUGAACUCCCUCUAUUGUGUAUCUGCUGUGGCACGCCUGAGCGUGGACAUAUGAGUUGGCAAGAUCAGUUGUUGCCGCCUGUGUACCGAUUGGGGGAACAUGUCAAAUUCACUCCUAAACACAACCCUGAAAAUUGGAAAUGUUAUCGUGACUUUCGUAUAACAUCAUUUGGUUUGUACGAAAAAGAAUUGAUUGUUAAGACCGACUUUGGCACAAUGUUUCGUCUCAAUAUCGAAGAAUUUCCAGUUUACGGUGGGUGGAAAUUAUGUGAAGACUUAGAGUUUAUUGAUGAUUAUGCUUGGAAUUUUGUGAUUCCAGAUGGGAUAUGUGUGAAUCCUUAUGGUAUUAGUAGUGUCAUACCUAGAAAAUGGAUUGAUUUUCCUAUUUCAUCCAUGCCUGGCUUUACACUUGGACCGCGAUCUUCAGUUUCUGUUACCCUACCGGAGCAUUAUCCAAGAUUAACAUGCUCACUCAUUAUUGCCCAAUUAGCAGCAGAAUACUCGGGAAUGGAAUAUGACAUUGGGCGUUGUAGGUUGUUUUGGACUCUGGAUAUCUUGAAUGUAGACUUGGUCAAGUUUCGGUACGAUGAUGAUGGAGACGGCCAACAACACAAGCGCAUUAAGAGUUUCAAAGAUGAUGAAAGCCAUGAAACUGUUAGGAGGAUCAAGACUUUGAAAUUUUGUCUCAAUAACCGAGUCGUCGCCGAUUGUUCUUGGAUUGUUUCAAUGUUUUGUUUGUGAUUAUAUCAUUAUAAUUACAAACUAAACAUUGUAACUAUAUAUAUCCCAUUUAGAAGUUUUAUGUUUGGUUUGGCAGAAGCAUUCCGAAUCCAGCAUGCCAAUAGUCUGAAGAAUCUGAGCAGAAACAGAAGCAGAAGUCCGUUCUUCUUGAAGAAUCAAUUCUCUGUCAGCCACUUCUGCAAUUGAUCAUUCUUAACACCUUUUGCAACUUCAUCAAACUGAGUUGUGUUUUUCUCACAAUCUAAUUCAGUUAUUUUGAACAUGUGAAACUCUAAAUCAGCACAAGGGGAUCUAUUUUCAUUCUUAAUGCAAGUUCUGGCUUCUUUUGAUCA